Hyaloscypha bicolor E is the source of this 780-nucleotide messenger RNA. RefSeq lists its product as uncharacterized. The transcript has 2 exons. The record is from RefSeq and is a predicted model, not a curated record. Bases 1 to 780 code for a protein of 259 amino acids. Lineage: Eukaryota; Fungi; Ascomycota; Leotiomycetes; Helotiales; Hyaloscyphaceae.
AUGCUCGCAGAAUCGUGUUCGCCAAUCUCACUGCAAAAGCACAACAUCAGUGGGCCAAGUGGAGGCCAAAGUCUCAAAGUCUAUUCAACCUUCUCGACGCUCAGCCGCACGUCACCGGUCUGCCAUCCAUCAUCAGAGUUCGGACAAUCCCGUUCCACGCCUCAGCCGACACACUGUUACAACCUGAAUCCACGACUGUGGAGUCCUCAGGUUCCUCCACCGCGCAGGUUUGGUGGGAUGAUACAAGACAGGCCUCUGGCUACCAGUACAGUACUCCUAUUAUUCCGGGUCCUUCGGAUCAGUGACGAGUCGGCGUGCUUGAUUCAAAUGCGUGCCUCCCCCUCCCCCUCUGGGCUCUCGGAAGCUCCCCAAGCGAAGCGUGCCGCGCAGACGCUACAGUACGGGCAGGCCGGCGAUCCCUGUCAGCAGCAUCCAUGUCACCUCGAGACGACAGAGACACGGAGCCACGAGAGAGAGGGAAAGCGCAAGAGUAAGAGGAAGGAGAAGCUGAGACUACAGCAGCAGCAGCGGGAGAUCCAGCAAGUUACGUUUAGCAAGACCAACAAGUCAAGUCGUUUGGGCCUUGCCACUCCGUCCUCCGUCCUGACCGCGGCAGCGAGCUUCCAGAAGGUGUCCGCAACCCACCUUGAAGAGAACAGGAAGAAACACGGCUGCAUCGGAGUACUAGUAUCUGAGACAACGGCGAUUGCUUUCCCCAUCCUGAUCCUGCUCCUGCCGGAUGCCCCACCAAACCAACGGGCAGCCACAGGUCCCAAGUGA